Diceros bicornis minor is the source of this 1222-nucleotide messenger RNA. RefSeq names its product transmembrane protein 11 (gene TMEM11). Gene Ontology annotation, cellular component: mitochondrial inner membrane. Gene Ontology annotation, biological process: inner mitochondrial membrane organization. The coding region runs from base 284 to 862 and encodes 192 amino acids. The record is from RefSeq and is a predicted model, not a curated record. The transcript has 2 exons. Lineage: Eukaryota; Metazoa; Chordata; Mammalia; Perissodactyla; Rhinocerotidae.
UGGCUGUGCACUUUGGGCAUCGUAAUUUCCAGAAACGUGCACUGACCAGGACUCUUGCAGGGGCGCCCUCCACUCUGCCCGUUUUGAGGACUGCAUUUCCCAGGCGACCUCGGGAGGCGGGGCUUCCGGCGCGCGGUGCAUUGUGGACGCUGUAGUCCUGCGGGGCUCGGUCUCCUCCUCCCGGGCUGGCCGGGGCUCUGGGCCGAACUACAUUUCCCUUCCGCCCGCCCGCUCUCCCGAGGCCGCCUUGGCGCGAGACAGUGGCAAGCAGAGUGUCUCCAAGAUGGCCGCUUGGGGAAGGAGGCGUCUUGGCCCGGGCAGCAGCGGCGGCGGCGCCCGAGAGAGGGUGAGCGUGUCGGCCACAGACUGUUACAUCGUGCACGAGAUCUACAAUGGGGAGAGCGCCCAGGACCAAUUUGAGUACGAGCUGGAGCAGGCCCUGGAGGCGCAGUACAAGUACAUCGUCAUUGAGCCCACCCGCAUCGGCGACGAGACGGCCCGCUGGAUCACCGUGGGCAACUGCCUGCACAAGACCACCGUGCUGGCGGGCACGGCCUGCCUCUUCACGCCGCUGGCCCUGCCGCUCGAUUACUCGCACUACAUCUCCCUGCCCGCCGGCGUGCUGAGCCUGGCCUGCUGCACACUCUAUGGCAUCUCCUGGCAGUUUGACCCCUGCUGCAAGUACCAGGUGGAGUACGACGCCUACAAACUGUCCCGCCUGCCCCUGCACACACUCACCUCCUCCACGCCAGUGGUGCUGGUCCGGAAGGACGACCUGCACAGAAAGAGACUGCACAACACGAUAGCCCUCGCCGCCCUGGUGUACUGUGUAAAGAAGAUCUAUGAGCUCUAUGCCGUAUGACUGCCGCGGGGCCGGGAGACACAACAACCCAGCCCACGGAGCGCGGAGGCCUCAGCCUGCCGCGGAGCCACAUUUGCUCUGAGGCCGCAGACCUGGGGAGGUGUUUGGUUUAAUAUUGGUUAUUUUAAAAAAAUAACGCAGGUGAUAAGUGUACUGAUGGUUUUUUUAACUCAUCACACUAAGACGUGGGUUUCCGUGACCCCGGGGGCCCGAGGCUGUGGGAGUCUGACGGGGCGGUGGAAUGCUGAUGGAAGCAACGCUGUGAGGGGUGUGGACGCGCUUGGGGGUCUUUGAGUCUGUUGUUUAAUGUACCGUUCAGAGCCAGCCAGCUGUCGACUAUUAAAAUGAUGAGAGUUUGAA